Echinops telfairi (small Madagascar hedgehog) is the source of this 1738-nucleotide messenger RNA. Its product is annotated as sulfotransferase 2A1. The record is from RefSeq and is a predicted model, not a curated record. Gene Ontology annotation, biological process: sulfation. Lineage: Eukaryota; Metazoa; Chordata; Mammalia; Afrosoricida; Tenrecidae. Gene Ontology annotation, molecular function: sulfotransferase activity. Bases 33 to 809 code for a protein of 258 amino acids. The transcript has 6 exons. Gene Ontology annotation, cellular component: cytoplasm.
UGUAAGUGUUGCCUUUGAGAUGUGUGCGGCCAAUGCAAAGGAUUAUCAAACUCAGCAGAGAAGUGGACUUGUGGAUGAAGAGAACCAAUUGGUUGAGGGAGAUCAUCAGUCUUAUCUACUCCAAGGGAGAUCCCAACUGGAUUCGAUCUGUUCCCAUAUGGGAUCGUUCACCAUGGUUAGAAACUAAAGCAGGUUAUGAACAGUUACAAAAAAAGGAAGGCGCACGCAUAUACACCAGCCACCUGCCCAUUCAAUUAUUUCCCAAAUCGUUCUUUGAUUCCAAGGCCAAGAUGAUUUACCUACUCAGAAAUCCCAGAGAUGUUCUUACUUCUAACUUUUACUUUUUUAGACUACUAAGUGGAGUAAAACAUCCACAGACAUUUGACCAAUGUUUUGAAUGGUUUCUUCAGGGAAAUGUUCCUUAUGGAUCGUGGUUUGACCAUUGUCAAGGCUGGCUGCAAAUGAGAGGGAAAGAGAAUUUCUUGAUAGUAACAUAUGAAGAGCUACACCAGGACCUAAGAGCCACUGUAGAGAAGAUCAUUCAGUUCUUGGGGAAAAAGCUUAGCCCUGAAGAAGUCGCCUCAGUGCUGAAGCAUGCAUCCUUUAAGGCCAUGAGAGAUAAUAAAAUGAGCAAUUUCACCCUCGUACCAGACACCAUUAUGGAUCAUAGCCAAGGGCAAUUACUCAGAAAAGGAGUUACCGGGGACUGGAAACAUCACUUCAAGGUGGCUCAAAGUGAAGCCUUUGAUAAAAUAUAUCAAGAGAAGAUGGCGGGGCUUCCUCCAGGGCUGUUCCCCUGGGAUUCGUGACUUCCUGGUGUUGAGUGAGAUGAAGAUGGCUUCAGUUCACACCUCUGUGUAGGCAUUUUCAGAUGCAGCACAACCCUUGUUAUGGAAUCCUGGAGACUGCAGUCCAGUAGUGAUUUAUCAUAUACUUGAUCAUUGAUAACGGCUAGGUACCUCACUAGAUUCACACUUUUCCUGCAUCAAAAAGAUUUGCACAAUAUUUUAUAAAUACAGAAAAUAAUAAUUGAAAGUCAUGCAAACAGUGCCCAUCUUUUGAAAGAAAAGAAAAUGCUUUAUACCUAUGUGAUCAAUUCAUAGAAGGCCUGAAGUGAGAAACUGCACAGACAGGCCCGAAGCUGCCAUUCUCUCAUCAAUGGAAAACUCGAGGCUGAGAGGCUCCUGCAAAGCUGGAGUCCUUGAAACCUUGGAGUGUGAGCCCGAUUAGCUCACUACGUCACAACACAAGAUAUAAUGGCUUCAUUACCACCGCAUUAAGAGACUUUCUUUACAUUUAUUAAGCCGAGGAAAUCCUAAAAAUUUAACCCUUCACUGCACAGGUGUAAUCUCUGUUUCUUGGGAUAGCUGAUCCAGGACACUAUCGCUUCUGUGCACCCUCUCUCCAUUCUUUCUUGUCUGUUCCCAAAAAUAGUACUCAUUGAGUCUCACUUCUGAAAGAAGAACUGUACCUAAAAGACCUGCCUGCCUCAUUUUCCCCAGCUAGCUGUGGGAAGGGAAUGGGGCCAGGACCUUUGGGCUCAUGAACUCUGGAAAUAACCAAGAACAAAACCACACACAAAUCUAGUGCCCUACUAACGAUGAGGACAGGAAUGACGAUUCCCUUCUAAACUGAUGGUGGUGAUAUCUGUACAACCCUUUUUCAUGUGACUGACCAUUGAAUGGUGUGAUAUGUGAAUGUAUGCCAAUAAAAUUGUUAAUCAAUGAAAUAAAAGAGA